Messenger RNA from Hypanus sabinus (Atlantic stingray), 4853 nucleotides. RefSeq names its product centrosomal protein of 57 kDa-like. The transcript is spliced from 11 exons. Gene Ontology annotation, molecular function: gamma-tubulin binding; microtubule binding; identical protein binding. Lineage: Eukaryota; Metazoa; Chordata; Chondrichthyes; Myliobatiformes; Dasyatidae. The record is from RefSeq and is a predicted model, not a curated record. Gene Ontology annotation, cellular component: centrosome. Bases 281 to 1783 code for a protein of 500 amino acids.
AAAUUCGCGUCACACCCACAUUAGUUAGCUCGCACAACAAUUUUUCAACAACAAUGUGUUUUAAUGAACAAGAAUAGCGACAGAAAAGGAAACGUUCGGAUUCACCGCGAUCGGCGGGUCGAGCUCAUUGGGUAACACCCCAGGCGCGUCCGCGCGGUGACUUUGCCCGCUUCGCCCGAGCGCGUUCACGGCGCUGCGCGCGGCUUUUCCGGCUGGGCGCGCAUGCGCGCGGCUGGGUGGGCGACCCUUGGGCUGAAGUUGCCAGCGGAAGCCCCCGGACAUGGCAGCUGUGCACGGGAACCGGCAGCACUCUUUGGAUGGGAGUUUUCAAGUGUUACCAAUGUCUGACACUUUGUCCAUGCCGUCAUUUGCUGCAUACCCAAUGGAUAAGCCCUUCCUCAAUGUUGACUUGAGUCGAUCCCCAGAGAAGCCUGUUAUUGCAUAUCCAGAGAGUAAUAGUAGAGCGGUACUUUCAGCAUUAAGAAACCUUCAAGAAAAGAUUCGCAAAUUGGAGUUUGAACGAACACAGGCAGAGGAAAACUUGAAACGAAUCUCUAAGGAGACAGCAGAGUAUAAAAAAAUGUUAGAUAAGAGCCAACAAAAAGCUGGUGACACACCAACAGAAGUAACACAACAUAAUAGAGCAUUGACAAUUCAAUUGUCAGCAGCUGAGUCUCGUUGUAACAUUCUGGAAAAACAGCUAGAGUACAUGAGAAAAAUGGUUCAUAAUGCUGAAAUGGAACGAGGAGUAAUGUUACAGAGACAGGCAUCUUUGGAAAAGAAGGGCUCUAUGGACCAAACAGAUCUACAAUCAAAGCUUGAAAAACUUGACUUAAUUGAACGAGAGUAUCUCAAACUUACAGCAACACAAACUGCAGCAGAGAAAAAAAUCUGUGAAUUGGAACAAAAGUUGCAAGAGGAAGAACAUCAACGAAAAUUAAUACAGGAUAAAGCUGCGCAGUUGCAGACUGGCCUGGAAAGAAACAGAAUUUUGUUACAAGCAGUGUCACCAGUAGAACCAUCAACACAACCAAGGGCAAAGAAAGUAAAGAACAAGAAACAGCAUCUAGUGAAGAAGCCUUGUACAAUCCAUUCUCAUGCGCAACCCCAUUACCGCUUUAAUCUGGGUGAUAUUCCAUUUGUUGCAGGAAAAUCAACUGGUCCAAGUCAUUCAGUCAGUGCUAAUGUUCAGCAUGUGUUGCAUCUGUUGAAGCAACAUAACAAAAUCUUGUGCAAUGACCGAGUGGUCAGUGAGCAGCCAAUGGUCAAAAAAAAAGUCUGCAGAAUGGCUAAUUCAAUGACUGAAAGUUCCUCUGGAUCUACUGUAUCUUCCAAUUCCCAUGAGGUACUAUCUGAACUAUUGCUGACAUUACAAGAUGAAUUUGGACAAAUGAGUUUUGAACAUCAGGAAUUAGUUAAACAGAUACAUGAAGCAAAAACAAAUGCAAUGAGAGACGACUUGGAGCGAGAGUUAGAAACAUUGGUGAAAAGAAUGGAAGCAAAAGGAGAUCAGAUUGCUAAAGUCCGCAAGCAUCAAGCAUCGCUCAAAAAAUUCCAGGACACAAUGAGGAAAAAGCAUUCUGCCGGAGGAAUGACAAGUCAGAGAAAAACACGUGGUGUAAAUGAAGUGCAAGUUACAACAACUGUAACAACUAAAGGAAAAGAUGCUUCUGCUAUUAAAGUACGACCAGGAAAUAAAACAAAGGGCAACCUUUGCUUGUUAAGGGAUAUGCAGACUUUACAAACUACACUCCGAAAAGAUGAUGUGAAUUGGGGUUACUGAAGUCAUAAAGUUCACACUAUGUUUGUUUACGCCAACUUGGUCAUCUUUACAGCCAAUGAAAUUCUUUUUGAAGUUAACAACUUCUGGGCUGUAAGAAUUUUAAUUAUUUAAUUCCACUCUUCACAGUAAGACUAAGUUAUUAUGUCUUCUGAAUGCAAAAUUUCAAGACCAUACACUUUUAUAAGAACAAAAUUGAUCCUAGUUGAGUGGACCAGUGCAUUUCUGUAAUGAUGCCUUGUAAUUUCAGUGUUGUAUCUUUUGCACAUGUGCUCUUCCAAGUUGCAGGUGUACAGUUUCAUGUAUAUCACUUAUUUGGGAAGUUGAAAAAUGAAUCAAAGACUCAAAUUGGUCACUUGCAGCUUAACAUUAUUUUCUCCUAUAAAUACUGCCCUUAUAUUUAAGCAAAGUUUGAUGACAAUUAAUAUGGACCAAAGUUCAGCAAUGCUUUUAAAUUUUAAGCUGCAACUGAACUUAAUUUUUAUCUGCAGGUUGAUGUACUCAGGGAAGCCUAUCCAAAUAAUGUAUUCAGAAGAUAAACUCAUUUAAAGUGACAAUGCAUUUUUUUUGUAUUUUGUUAAGUAUACAAUUGCAGAUAAUUUUCUGUAUAUAAAAUAUGCAGAGUUUUUGAUCUGGUUUUUAAAAUUUAAUAGACCAUGUUAAUAUUUUUAUAUUUUUGAUGAUGCUGUACAGCAAAAAGUUAUCCCCUCCACAACUUUUUAAGUCUAUGUUACAUUCUUGCACGAUUUGAUGGGUGGCUGUUAACUAUUUAUACAAAACCUGUGUGCUUGCAGCACUUUAUUAAUUAAACCUAAAUUUUUGCUUUAGGUAAGAUUGGAACAACUAAUUUCAUCUAUUUUGAACUCUUAAGACUGGAUGAUAUUUUGUUUAUGCUGGACCUCUUUUUAAGUGUGGGAAAAUCCUUCAAUUCUUCUUGAGGGCUUUGCACACAUGAAGCAGUGUGUCUAGCAAAUUAAUCUUAUUAGGACCUAAUGUGUUCUACAUUUUUCCAUUCAUUAUAUAAUAGAUAAAUGAAUAAUUUGAAAAAGUGGGUGGUGAGUUUUUAAAAACUGUUUUGCUGCACCUUUUUAGAGAGCUCUUUCUAACUCUGCUUAUUGUGACUUGCCUUGUGAACUAUUUGUAGUGUCUGCAUUAAGUUCACCAAAUGGGAUUUUAUUCUUGUUUUGCUUGUAGCAGGUGGUUUGUUUCCUAAGUAUACAGUAUUAUGCAAUACAUGCCAUAAUUUAAUGGGAUUUGUACUAUAUUAAUGGUGAUAAGUAUCAUGAUUGUCCUGAUUUUAAUAUUUCUUUGGCUUGAAUGGAUUGUAUCAUUUACCCAUCUGUCAGUAAGAUGGUGGCUGAGCUCACAGGAAUUUUUCAACAUACGAGAUUACUAAGUUACUAAAACAUUAGUUUAGUUUAGUAGCUAAAUUUCCAUAUUCAAGCUUAUAUAAUGCUUCUUUUGUAACUUAUGAUGAAGUUGUACUAAUAUUUUAGACUGCUUUUGAGCACCCACCUGAAUAUGUGAAAUCUUUUGGAUAGGUUUGAGUCAUUUAUUUUUUCUUUGCACACCUAUAAGAAUGGUUAAACUGUAUUUAUAUUAAGUGGGAAAUGGAAUGUAAUUCAGUACAGGCCAACAUGUCAUCUGUGGAGAUAAGGAUAUGAAAUUGCUAAAGGUGUAAGUGAUUUUACUUGGAAGUGUAAUCUUGUGAUCAAAUGUGAAAUAAAACAGGGUUUUCUAAAUUCAAAAUCUGAAUGUAUGUCAAACAUGAACUGGAAGAAAACAUUAUAAAUAUUUAAAUCUUGCAUUUUGAACAACUCAAUAAUAUUCCAUUAGUGAGCUUGGUUUUUGUGAUUAUUGAAUAGCUAGCUUAAGUUUCAUAUUAAGUUUCUUUAGUGGCAAUUGUCUUUUUUAUGAACACAUUUAGCCCUUACAGCCUAUUUCAUUCAGUGAGGUAAUGGCUGAUCUUCCUCAAAGCCAUUUUCUAGCCCUAUCCCUGGAUCUCUUUUAUUCCCUUAAUAGCCAGAAAUCAAUUACAUUUUUGAAACAACAGAAAACAGCAAAAUUACUUGGAGAAGAUGCUAAUUUAAAGUGGGUUGGGUCCAAAUGUAAUCUGAUGAAGGCAACUCUUUCAUUAUGAUUGUACAGUGGGGCAAUGAUAAAAGACAUAAUCUCCCACUGACACAGCUGAAUACUUCCUGCAGUUUUUGUUAGAAUUGCUCUAAGCUCACCAAAUAGGGCUUUGUGGAGAGUGUUGUAAUAAAUGACAGCAAUAUCUUCUGCCUCACACAAGUCUUUAUUAGGAUAGUAUAGCAGCAGCUGGAAGAAUAUGGUUUAAAAAUACAGUGCACUUUAAGAGUAAUUUCUGCUUCUAUAAUUCAUAUAACUUGCUUCUAUCAAUACAUAGUGCAUAUUGUUUUUACAGCUUGAAGCUGGGAAUACAGCAGAGUAAUUUUAAUUGUUACUGGCGAUAAACUAGACAUUAUCUAAAUUUUUAACCAAGCUGAAAACCAUCAUAACUUUUUUUUUAAUGCUUACUUUGAGAAUUUGCUAUUUAGCAUUCUUAUGGAAUAUGGAGAUUUAUCCUGAGUUUUUAAACAAUGCUUAAACCAAUACAGAUUAUUACAAAUGGUAAAAAUAAGUAGGAAGCACCUCAUUUCCAAGACAGAAGCAAAAAAUUACUUAAGAAAUGGUUGACCAGAUGAUUGCAGAUUUCCAGAGGGUUCAGCAGACAAACUGGAUUGCCCUCUAUGAUCUCAGAACAGUUGUGCCCAUUUGGAUUCAGCUGUAGUACAAUUUUAAGAAAAUCAACAAUAUAUCCAUAGAAAUUAUAACAUGGGUAAACAUUUUUGAAAUAAUUCAACUCAAUUGAAGACAAUGAGCGGGCUUUGUAAUACAUUGUUGCUUGUAUAAAAAACUUACUUUUCAUUUGAAUUUACUUUAAAGUAUCCAUUGUACAAAAUGAUGAACUUCAACAUAAGCCCGCACCAAAGAAGAAAUACUGUGGAAUAAAAGCUGCGAUAAGGGAUGAAGCAAUGUUAUUUUUAUACUAAUCUGCACAUUCAAGGAAGUU